AUGAAUCUGCGGCGGUGCGUGCAGGCGCUCCUGCUGCUCUGGCUCUCCCUGACCGCGGCGUGUGGAGGGCCCCUGCUGCAGCCUUCUGAUGGGAAUGGGCUGGAGGAAAGCAAUGUCCGCCAUCUGGUGCAGCCCAGAGGGUCGAGGAACGGACCAGGGCCAUGGCAGGGAGGUCGGAGGAAAUUCCGCCGCCAGCGGCCGCGCCUCUCCCACAAGGGCCCCAUGCCUUUCUGAAGCAGGACUGAACGGGUCCCUGAGUACCCACCCCCUGCAACUCUCACCAGUCCAUAGAUUGGUCUGCUUCUCUGGAGCCCUCACAUCCAUUCGCCUCUCAUCUUGCACCUGUCCUCGCUGCUGAUGGUCCCGGCUCUUCUCACCCACCGGCUUCCGCAAAUGGCGUGAUCCUGCCCCUAGUUGGGAUGAUUCCCUUUCUCUCCAAUGGAUCCAUUCAGCCCCUCUUCCUGGCUCUUCCCUAGACUGAUUUUGGAGACCCAGCACUGGAAGGCCAGCCUUCUCCUACCCCACCCCCCUUCCUCUAGUCCCCACCUCCUCCCAUCUAACAGCCCAAGCAUCACCCAGCCCAUUCUUCCUCGGGCGUGCUCUGCGGGCUGGGGGGAAACACUCCCUUCUUCAGUGGGCCUCAGCAGAUCCCAGGCUUUCCAGUCAGGUGGACCCUUCACCAGGCAAGGAGCCUCUGGUUAGAGGGGCUGGGGCAUCAGGAUGCAGACAGGUGCCUGGGGAGGGGCAUUGGAAUGGGGGUUGGUUCUCUGGUGAAGGGGAGAUGGGAGGCAUUGGAGAAGAGGAGGGAUAGCUGCUAUGGCCUUUCCUUCAUCCCAUGUUUGGCUUAAGGAAGAGGCAAAGGAGAGGGGCCAUGAAGUACUUUGUUACCUCUCUCACCUUUCUGUGUCUCCUAACACUGCCCCCCACCCCACCCCCAACUCCUUCCCUCCCUUGCCAGCUAGUUUAAGCUCUCACUCAGGAGAUGGCUCUGUACCCUCCCAGGAGCAAAAGCCAAGCAAGAGUGUUUUUUGCCAAGAAUCGCAAUACCAGCGCCAAAAGGAACCUAUUUGAUCACUUAGCUCCGCCUUCUUAUGCAAACUCCUGCAAAAAUGGACCUGGAGAGGGAUAGUGACCUAUUCAGGGUCACUGCAGAGCCAGAAUGAGGACCCAGGUCUCCCGCCCCCAUUUGAUGAUGUCCUCUUCCCUCUUAAUGAUAUCUUUUCAGAACACAUUAAGUGCCUUUCCCAAGGUUGGGGCUGGGGGUGGCAGGGAAGGGAGAAGCAAGCCAGCUAUGAACUGCCCCGUGGUGGUGUGGGGAAUGAGCUGCUCCCGCCUCCCUGGCCUGCCCCUGCCAGUCCAUUUCCCAACUGGGGCUGGAAAGUUCCAUAACUUGCCAGCUGCCCCCAUUCCUGCAGCACUUCCAGACCCCAGGUAUUCUUAUAGGGGCAGCUCAGGUAUUGAGGCUACUGUUCCAACCCCAACACUGGUUUUCAGAAGCCAGAAGGUAGCCUUCAGGAAUUGGACUCAGUAGCCUUCCCUUCAUGUUGACUGGACCUUCUUUCCCAGGGGCCUUUCCUUAGGGGAGGGGCAAGGGGGAGAAGAAGGAAGGGAGGGAAGGAAGGAGAGAAGGAAGGAAGGAAGGAAAGAUGGGAGGAAGUAUAGGUCCGAGUAGGCUUCCUUCUCAGAGGCCUCCCAGGGGAGACAAGAGCCUGAUGGCCACCUAUGUAUGUGUGGGGACAGGGGGAGUCAGGGCCCCCCGAGUCCCACAGUAAUCCCAAUAUUGCCUAACUGCCUCUCCCCCUUACCUCCGCUGCUGCUAAUGCUACUGCUGCUGCUGCUUCAAGGCCCACCCUGAGGAGCCAGUCUGGGCACCUGCUUCCCCCUACACCCCUCAGGCUGGGAGUGGGGGCUGGCCAGUGUCCAGAAAGCCUCUUCUGCCACUGAUGCCCCCACCAGGGAUUGGGCCUUCUUUCCCUUCCCCCUCUCUGUGUCUCCUGCCUCAUCAGCUGCCCAGCCCCAUGGGGAAAGGGGGAAAGCUGGGGAAGGUCCAGAGACACAGGGUGGAAGAGGGCAGUGGGGGGCUGGGGGACCGUCUUAUUUAAACUGGUUGUGUAUGAUUCUUAUACUAAUUUAUACAAAGAUAUUAAGGCCCUUUUCAUUAAGAAAUUGUCCCCUUCCCAUAAUUAUGUUCACUGUGUUUGUAAAGAUUGUUCUGUGUAAAUAUGUCUUUAUAAUAAAGAGUUAAAAAGCUGACAAUUCA
Messenger RNA from Lynx canadensis (Canada lynx), 2260 nucleotides. RefSeq names its product apelin (gene APLN). Bases 1 to 234 code for a protein of 77 amino acids. Lineage: Eukaryota; Metazoa; Chordata; Mammalia; Carnivora; Felidae. Gene Ontology annotation, biological process: signal transduction. The transcript has 3 exons. The record is from RefSeq and is a predicted model, not a curated record. Gene Ontology annotation, molecular function: apelin receptor binding; hormone activity.